This is a messenger RNA of Metarhizium album ARSEF 1941, 861 nucleotides long. Its product is annotated as Protein kinase-like domain protein. The transcript is spliced from 4 exons. The record is from RefSeq and is a predicted model, not a curated record. NCBI's taxonomy places the organism in Eukaryota, Fungi, Ascomycota, Sordariomycetes, Hypocreales, Clavicipitaceae. Gene Ontology annotation, molecular function: protein kinase activity; ATP binding. The coding region runs from base 1 to 861 and encodes 286 amino acids. Gene Ontology annotation, biological process: spliceosomal complex assembly; regulation of mRNA processing; protein phosphorylation.
AUGAAAAAUGGGCGAUACCAGGUCAUCAACAAACUUGGCUGGGACUCGUGGUCCACCACAUGGAUUGCCCAAGAUUUCUUCCCCGACGACAUACACGACCAUAUAUUUGUCUCUCUGAAAGUCUGGACUGCUGCGAGAUCGAGGAAUCUGGGCCAUGUUCAAGCAAUGCGAGACCUCUACAGUUCUCUCCACAACACUACUUAUCAUGUUCUCCGCAUGAUCGAUGUGUUUGAGGAACCGAGUCACCGAGGUGUACAUUUGUGUUUUGUCAUGGAGAUGUACGGUCCCACCCUCGAGUCUAUUAUUUUCGAGCACAGUGGCGCCCUAGACUCCCGAAUGAACACAGACGUUAUAUUAAUGGUGACCGACGAGCUACUGAACGCAAUUUCAAGAAUCCAUGAGGCGGGUUACGGCUAUGGAGACAUUCACUGCACCAACAUUGUCUUCACCUUGCCAGCCCAGUGUCGUCGAGAAAUGCGCCAUCUCAGACCUGUCAUAGGUCCCAUGGUCUUCUUCAACCUUUGCGGACCAAAUGAUGAGAAUUUGAAUCAGGAUCUGCCGUAUCAAAUAGUGCAAUCACCAAGCUUCGGCUGGCACCUAGAAGAGAUUGAGUGCAUCCGCUUGGUCAACAGCUCGGUAGCGGUGGCUUCAGGGAGACCUAGCACAUUUCCCCUGCCGCCCGAAAACUUCCCCCCCGAGUUUUACUUCCCAAGUAUUUGUGACCAUCGAAUUGAUCUCUGGUCUGCGGGCAUUGUUAUAUACAUGAUGUUGUUCCGUGAUGUUCCAUUCAAGGACGUAUUCUCCCCUAUCUUGCUCAUUCGGCAGAUGAUAGGCUUUAUGGAGGACCUGCCCGAAGCGUAG